ACCCUGCUUCAAAAAAAAAAAACUUUGUGAACGCUCUGCGCCUGCGCAUUUUGAAGCCUUCAGGUUUGUCUACAAUUUCUGAGCUUGCGUCUUAAAAUUUUGCAGAGCUGUUGAGACAUGAUGACCACAGAACCUGCAAGCAUCGAGAACCUGCAUGUUCUGCACCACAGUAAAGAUUUUCUUGUAUUAGACAAACACUGGGACAUUCGCAUAGACAGUAAGAUGUGGUAUGAGAAACUGACAGUGCAGGCACAACUUCAGCACCACUUUCCUGAUCUGGCCGACCCCAGCACUUACUAUGGAUUCAGGUUCUGUCAUCAGUUGGAUUUCUCCACCAGUGGGGCUCUUUGUGUUGCACUUAACAAGGCUGCUGCUGGUCGAGCUUAUCGCUGUUUUAAAGAUCGGACUGUCACCAAAGCCUACCUCGCUCUGGUCCGUGGGACGGUAGAAGAAACCACACAAACUAUACGCUUCUCAAUUGGCAAAAAUAGCACAGAAGGAAAAAAGCAUAUGAUGCUUAUUGAGGGAUCUGAAGGCUGUGAGAAUCCUAAACCAUCGGAAACAAAGCUUACAGUCUUGGAGUAUGGGUUGUAUGAUGGAGAUCCUGUCACUAAGGUGUUGCUGCAGCCACUCACUGGUCGAACCCACCAGCUGAGGGUUCACUGCAGCGCUAUUGGCCACUCCAUUGUUGGGGACUUUACCUACAGCUUGGGGACUGAUAACUCGCCGUACAGAAUGAUGUUGCAUGCUCACCUCCUUCACAUUCCCCUGGAACCAGAUCCUCUGCUGGUUACUGCCGGAGACCCUUUUGUCCCAACAGUUGACCCAAAAUGGCUCCCGCAGCGCUCAUUACGGACACUGACACCCACAGUGGAGGCUUUGUUGGAAAACAGAAAGACUAAAAAAGAGGAUAAAGGUUUGGUAGAAAUAGAGAAGGGAGAAAUAAAACUGAAGAAGGAUGAGAGCAUUGAAGAGAGUGAAGAGCAAAGGAGGAUAUGUCAGCAGUGGUUGAGUGAAUGGGCUGUGGACUGAUGGGACGGCAAGGUCUUUUAUUUAUUUUCUUUUUUAUUUUAUCUGUCCUUGCAUAAAGUGAAGGAACAUAUAUGCCAUGUUCAUAUAUGCUCACAUACUGUGUGGGGGACCAACUCCAUCAUGUUUACAAAAAUUCCAACUACCUUAUAGGUGUC
Molecule: messenger RNA, 1187 nt
Organism: Oryzias latipes (Japanese medaka)
Lineage: Eukaryota; Metazoa; Chordata; Actinopteri; Beloniformes; Adrianichthyidae
Gene: rpusd1
Product: RNA pseudouridine synthase domain containing 1
Biological process (GO): enzyme-directed rRNA pseudouridine synthesis
Molecular function (GO): RNA binding; pseudouridine synthase activity
Source: RefSeq, a predicted model, not a curated record